GGCUCAGAACUCCAUGGUGCCAUGCUACCCACAUUGCGCCUGGCCAGCAGGCUGCCCAGCCCCUGGAGAGGGAAUGGCCCCCUAAGCCCAGAGGAGGCUGCUCGCCAUUCCCUGUCUAGUGCCAAUGAACUGCGCUGCCGACAGCUGCUGGAGGCCACCACAGCCAGGUACCGCCAUCGGGAGGCCUCAGCGGCGGUGCUGGUGCCCCUGUGCUCCGUGCAUGGAGAUCCGUCUCUGCUCUAUACGCUGCGCUCCAGUCACCUCAUAGGGAGGCACAAAGGCGUCGUCAGUUUCCCAGGGGGCAAGUGUGACCCUCAGGACCAGGAUAUUGUUGAUACAGCUCUGCGGGAGACCAGGGAAGAGCUGGGCCUGCCCAUCCAGGAGGAGAACGUGUGGGGUGUCAUGAAGCCAGUGAAUGACAGGAAAAACUCUGUCAUUGUCCCGGUCAUUGCCCAGGUGGGACCCCUGGAGUCUCUGGACCUCACGCCUAACCCGAAGGAGGUGGAUGAUGUCUUCACGAUGCCACUAGCCCAUCUGCUCCACCCCCAAAACCAGGGCUACACCCACUUUUGCCAACAGGGUCGCUACAGUUAUACAUUGCCCAUCUUCCUGCACGGCCCUUACCGCAUCUGGGGCCUCACAGCCAUCUUCACAGAGCUCACACUGGAGAUGCUGGUGCCAGGGACUUAUCAUCGCAUAGCCCGCCUUGCUGGGCAGCAGAGGAGUGGAGAGACCAGGACAUAGAGGACAGAAAGUUCAGCUGGGGGCACUAAGAACUUUACCUCUUCCUCUUUUGUGCUUGUACCCAGUCACGCAGGGACCGAGCCAGCUGGGGAAUCCAAUACUGGUGGGGGCUCUUUAUUCUUCCAAGUCAACCACAAGCAGCUUUUCACACAAACAAGAUGAAGCCAGAAGUCCCAUCU
This is a messenger RNA of Dromiciops gliroides (monito del monte), 923 nucleotides long. Its product is annotated as nucleoside diphosphate-linked moiety X motif 8-like. Bases 22 to 744 code for a protein of 240 amino acids. NCBI's taxonomy places the organism in Eukaryota, Metazoa, Chordata, Mammalia, Microbiotheria, Microbiotheriidae. Gene Ontology annotation, molecular function: coenzyme A diphosphatase activity. The record is from RefSeq and is a predicted model, not a curated record. The transcript has a single exon.